This is a messenger RNA of Lingula anatina, 3751 nucleotides long. RefSeq lists its product as uncharacterized. Lineage: Eukaryota; Metazoa; Brachiopoda; Lingulata; Lingulida; Lingulidae. The record is from RefSeq and is a predicted model, not a curated record.
GUUCCUGCAUUGGCUUAAGUUUAAUUUGGCCUAGUUUGCCCAGGCUGGCUAUAAGACUUGCCGCGAUGUCACCACCGACGAAAACAGCCGCCGUUUUGGAGGCCCUGCUUGCAUUAUUGGUGGCCCUCCAAGGAGGGCAGGCCAGGGACAUGGAGGGCGCCAUCGGCACGACUCUUAACGCCACCCUGGCGUGCCUCAACAUCCCUGGCUUAACGCUGGCGGUUGUCAAAGACGGGGAGGUGGUCAUUUCCAAGGGUUACGGGGUCAAAGACGUGGUCAGCAAAGAGCCAGUGACCAAUACUACACUCUUCAACAUCGCGUCCUUGACCAAGGCGUUCGCGGCGACGGUUUUGGCUAAUGUCAUGAGAAAGAAAAGUUAUGACAUAGACUCCCCUCUGACGACUUUCAGCGAACUCAAAGAUCUGAAAUUUGUGAAUGACCUUUUGACCUCUUACGUGACCGCGAGGGAUCUUCUCAGCCACCGCACGGGACUCGCGACAUACAACAACAUCAGACUGCAAGAUGAAUUGUCAUUGGAGAUUAUCGGCAGCAAGCUGCAAUAUUUCAAUACAACGUACCCAUUCAGAACCCGCUAUCUCUACAACAACAACAUGUACGGACUGGCCGGUCACGUGACCGAACGCUUGACCGGCAAGAAGUGGGAGGACGCUGUCCGGAGCGAGAUUCUCACCCCCUUGGGGAUGUCCAGUACCUCCUUUGUGACCACUGCAGACUUUGGGUCAUUAAAUGUGGCCACACCGUAUUUUUAUGACGAUGCCAGUCCAGGGGGGCUUAGAAAAGGGUCGUUUGAUCUUAUAAGAACCUGGUUCCGCAACUCACCAUCCGGAGCCAUUCUCACCAACGCCGCAGACAUGUCCAGGUGGCUGAAGUUCCACCUGUCCAAGGGAAAGGGACCUGACGGGUCCCAGGUGGUGCCGAAGUCGGUCCUAGAAGACACUUACCGUCCCCAGAUUCCAGCCAUAUCGGGCCAGGAUGCGUACCUCAAACGGCCCACCACUCCUGUGACCUUUGAUUACGCCGAGUACGCAUGCGGAUGGCGUACAGGGUUUUACAGAGGGUAUCCCAUCAUCACUCAUACUGGUACGUCCUGGGGCUUCUCCUCCAUGCUGGUUCUUCUUCCCGCCAAGGACAUCGGCGUCUAUUUCACCUUCAACACCCGGGAAAGCGGCCGCCUCACGCGACGGGCACUCAUGUCUUUCAUCCUGGACGCGGUGAUGGAGGAAACGCCGUGGCUAAACGCGUCAAGCAUCUGCUCCUUUCCAUCCCCGUUCCGGCCGCGACCGACCAAGGCGCCAACCACUAAGGUGCCAGGCACGGCUACGCGCCCUUUGGAAAGUUACACUGGGGUGUACGAGCACCCACUUUUUGGGAAAAUAACGAUAGCUCACAACGAUACAGAUACGUUUCUUACAAUGGCGUACGGCGCUGUUACAAGAUGGCGGUUGUAUCCAGACGCUUCGACCGACGUGUUUUAUGGUAGAGGCGACGGGGACGCUUGGUCGUUUCCGAUCUCUGGUAUGACAUUUAAGAGCAUUUACAAUAAAGCUGGGGAUAUCAAUAGCGUCACUGUACCUACGUUUGAGGCUAGAGAUCCUCCGACUUUUGUUAAAGAGGGAGCAAGGCCGACACCAACCUCUUCGUUUGGAGGUGAAGGACUUCCACGCACCCAAGCAGCAGUUUUUCUUGUCAUGGUGUUUGACUUACUCACUUUUGCCUUUUUCUGCCCAGGCUAUAUAGCUUUAAAACUUGCCGCGAUGUCCCCACCGACGAAAACAGCCGUCGUCUUGGAGGCCAUGCUUGUAUUACUGGUGGCCCUCCAAGGAGGGCAGGCCAGGGGCAUGGAGGGCGCCAUCGACACGACUCUUAACGCCACCCUGGCGUGCCUCAACAUCCCCGGCUUAACGCUGGCGGUUGUCAAAGACGGGGAGGUGGUCAUUUCCAAGGGUUACGGGGUCAAAGACGUGGUCAGCAAAGAGCCAGUGACCAAUACUACACUCUUCAACAUCGCGUCCUUGACCAAGGCGUUCGCGGCGACGGUUUUGGCUAAUGUCAUAAAAAAGAAAAGUUAUGACAUAGACUCCCCUCUGACGACUUUCGGCGAACUCAAAGAUCUGAAAUUUGUGAAUGACCUUUUGACCUCUUACGUGACCGCGAGGGAUCUUCUCAGCCACCGCACGGGACUCGCCACUUACAACAGCAUCAGACUGCAAGAUGAAUUGUCAUUGGAGAUUAUUGGCAGCAAGCUCCAAUACUUCAAUACAACAUACCCAUUCAGAACCCGCUACCUCUACAAUAACAACAUGUACGGACUGGCCGGUCACGUGACCGAACGCUUGACCGGAAAAAAGUGGGAGGACGCUGUCCGGAGUGAGAUUCUCACCCCCUUGGGGAUGUCCAGUACCUCCUUUGUGACCACUGCAGACUUUGGGUCAUUAAAUGUGGCCACACCGUAUUUCUAUGACGAUGCCAGUCCAGGAGGGCUUAGAAAAGGGUCGUUUGAUCUGAUAAGAACCUGGUUCCGCAACUCACCAUCCGGAGCCAUUCUCACCAACGCUGCGGACAUGUCCAAGUGGCUUAAGUUCCACCUGUCCAAGGGAAGGGGUCCUGACGGGUCCCAGGUGGUACCGAAGUCGGUCCUAGAAGACACUUACCGUCCCCAGAUUCCAGCCAUAUCUGGCCAGGAUGCGUACCUCAAACGGCCCACCACUCCUGUGACCUUUGAUUACGCCGAGUACGCAUGUGGAUGGCGUACAGGGUUUUACAGAGGGUAUCCCAUCAUCACUCAUACUGGGACGUCCUGGGGCUUCUCCUCCAUGCUAGUUCUUCUUCCCGCCAAGGACAUCGGCGUCUAUUUCACCUUCAACACCCGGGAAAGCGGCAGCCUCACGCGACGGGCACUCAUGUCUUUCAUCCUCGACGCGGCGAUGGAGGAAACGCCGUGGCUUAACGCGUCAACCAUCUGCUCCUUUCCAUCCCCGUUCCGGCCGCGACCGACCCAGGCGCCAACCACUAAGACGCCAGGCACGGCUGCCCGCCCUUUGGAAAAAUACACUGGAGUGUACGAGCACCCCCUUUUUGGGAAAAUAACGAUAUCUCACAACGAUACAGGUACGUUUCUUACAAUGGCGUACGGCGCUGUUACAAGAUGGCGGUUGUAUCCAGACGCUUCCGCCGACGUGUUUUACGGUAGAGGUGACGGGGACGCUUGGUCGUUUCCGAUCUCUGGUAUGACAUUUAAGAGCAUUUACAAUAAAGCUGGGGAUAUCGAUAGCGUCACAGUACCUACGUUUGAGGCUAGAGAUCCUCCGACUUUUGUUAAAGAGGGAGCAAGGCCGACAUCAACCUCUUCGUCCGGGGGUGAAGGACUUCCACGCACCCAAGCAGCAGUUUUCCUUGUCAUAGUGUUAGAUUUACUCACUUUUGCCUUUUAAAGGGGCCAUAUAAAAAGUUUAUAUGAAGUCUGAAAGUUGAAUUUCUUUAUCUUUUAAUGCCGGCGUGUGGUAGGCCUAUCAAGCCCACUAAAUACUGCGCAUUUUUUGAGUGAAAUUGUUAAAUUUUAUUUUUAGAUUUAUACUAGAUGAAACAGAAGCUGUUUCCUUGAUUAGCCAGAUAAACCUCAAACACAUAAAAAAGAUAAACACACUGGUUUUUAUUAGUGUUGUCAAUACAAUACAAUUUAUUUGUUAAAAUGUGCAUAUAGAAUUAAAUGUGGUCUGAGGUCUGCACUCAA